UUUUCGAAACACAUUCCUUAAAGCUGACAAUAGUAAUUAAAACAUUUUAAAAUCACUAAAACUAAGACAUUUGUUUUGUUCAGGAAAAACCCUGUAUCUGACCACAUUAUGUACCUUUUUUUAGAGUUAUGCCACAUGUGCUUUGGGGAUACAUUUUGUUGGCUAUGUAAUGAUUUGCUUUGGUGCCACAACUUCCCUAUUCUCUAUACUUUUUGGGAAGCUGUCACAAUACAUUGGAAGAGAAGCAUUAUUUCAUUUGGUAAGGGGGGACAAUGUAAACACCAGACGAUACAUUUUAACAUAUCAACAAUCACUUUGAUGAUCCACUUCUACUUACGGUAUUAGUGUAACUCUCUUCCAGCUUCAGUGACACGCAGCCCUUAGCCUGGCUCUGUUGUUCUGGAGGCCUCACCCAGACCAGCUGCCUGUGUUAUUUGUGUUUCCUGCUCUCUGGGGCAAUGCAGAUGCUGUAUGGCAGACACAAAUCAAGGGUGAGUUACCCUUUUCCUGUAGUCAUGAUUGCCUAACCUUUAAUAAUGUGUGACCAACUAGGUAUUGAAUCCAGGUCACCCACAUGCCUCAAGACUGUUAGCCCUCUGAGCUAAAAAAAAAAAAAAAAAAAAAAACUGUGCUGUGCAUUUAUUCUGGAAGCUAACAGUUUUCAGACAAGGUUACUGACCUGUCCAUAGUUCACUGAGCCACCGAUGUUAUAACUUUUACCGGCUGUUCAGAUGGAACAAAAAAUGUAAGCUUUCUUUCCAUUUUUCAGCAUUCUAUGGAGUUCUUUUUUAUGACCAGAAGGAGGUAGCAUUUGCUAACUAUCGACUAUGGGAGUCCGUGGGAUUUGUAGUGUUUUAUGCGCUCAGAAACUUCCUCUCUGGAAAUCAAGCUCUACAUCCUGGCUGGAGUUCUACUUGUGGCAGUUGUACUCUAUGGUGGGGUGGAAUUCAAAAGAGAAAAAAUUCUACAGAGGGGGAAAUUAAGUCCAAACCUUAGAGGGAUAUAACAUUGACCCGACCACAGAAACUACAAGACGUAGUAGAAGUCUACAAAUCUUGACUGUAUUAAAUAGACAAUGUGGAAUACAGCUCUCAUGUAAAUAGAUAUGUAUGCUGUGAAAAUUAUGAGAAAUAUACAUACAAUUUUUAGUAUGUCAAGUAUAGGUUAUAUGUAUAGCGGUCCCUUAUGUUGGUAGCGGGGUCAACAUGGUUCUUUUUACAUGGUUGAAAUAGUGUAUUACUGCCUAUUAACUGAUGUUACCCGCUACCAAAGUAUUUCGGUAUGAAUGUGGGUAGCAAAAACAACAACUUGAACUUCAUGUAUUCAGUAUUCACCAGUAAAAGUGGAAGUGGGAAAAACUUUUUUUCGGAAAAAAUCGUUGACUAUAUCUUCAAAUGUCGGCUAAUUGACUUCAAAUCGAAUUGAAGUCACAUCCAUUGUUACUGUAGGCUACAUUGAAUCAUGAAAAACUGACCUCCACCUGUCCUGCUCGAACCACAUGACUAGGCUACACUCUUUCGCGCGGCAGUGGGUUCACCUAGCAACACGGAUGACCGGCAGGCGUAGAGGUCUUAAUAACACUCGCAGAACUGAAGAAAACUCGGGACCGGGCGAGAGGUGCCUGUGUUUAAAAAGAAGAGAUCUCUCAUCAAGUGAAGGAUCAGACUGUUGCUUACCUGGUAUGGCCGCAGGGGUGUGUGGCCCCACACCCCUGGUGUUCCGGCUACACGAGGGAGCCCCAGAGCUGGUGAGAGAGGUGCUGCUGGAAAGAGGCUGGGAGGAGUAUGACGAGCAGGAGCAGGAGGAGGGAGACUGGAACCUCUACUGGCGCACCUCAGCCUUCCACAACUCAGACUAUGAGAACAUACUGCCAUGGCAGAGACUCAACCAUCACCCCAAGACUGUGGGCAUCACCCGCAAGGAUUGCCUGGCCAGAAACCUGAAGAGAAUGAGAGGGACGUUCGGCUCGGGUCUUUACAACUUCAGCCCGACAACUUUCAUCCUCCCCAAUGAUUACACCAGGUUUCUGGCAGAGUACACCAAGCAUCGUUUGAAGAAUGGAGGCAGGUCGUGGUAUUGGAUCUGCAAGCCAGUGGAUCUAUCAAGAGGCAGGGGCGUCUUUAUCUUUGAGGACAUCAGAGACUUGGUGUAUGACUCCUCAGUGAUCGUUCAGAGAUACAUCAGCAAUCCUCUCCUCAUCUCAGGGUACAAAUUUGACCUUCGGAUCUAUGUUUGUGUGAAAAGUUUUCAGCCCCUCACCAUCUACAUGCAUCAGGAGGGAUUGGUACGCUUUGCGACUGAGAAAUACAAUUUGACAUCUUUGGACAACCUUUAUUCUCACCUGACCAACACGAGCAUUAAUAAGUUUGGCCCCUUCUACACAACAGACAAAGAGAGAGUGGGACAAGGAUGUAAGUGGACUAUGAGUAAAUUCCGCUGCUUUCUUCAUAGCCAAGGUAUCAAUGAACUGUUCCUCUGGCAAAAGAUCAACAACAUUGUCACACUAACUUUGCUCACCAUAGCCCCAUCCGUACCUUCCAGUCCCAACAGUGUUGAGCUCUUUGGGUUUGACAUCCUAAUUGAUGCCAAAUUUAAGCCAUGGCUACUAGAGGUUAACUACAGCCCUGCUCUCACCAUCGACUGCCAAGUAGACGUGACAGUCAAGAAAGUACUUCUCAAUGAUCUGGUUGAUCUGAUGAACUACAAGUCCAUGGACAGCGUUAGACAGAGAGGAUAUCUCAAACAGAAGUACAAACGCCCCUGCUAUCUAGGCAGCCAGUCUCUGCAGUCCCCAAUGUUGCUCCCCAAGUCUAGGUGUGAGCACCACCCAGCAAACAAGAAAAGUCUCAGCAUCCAUUCUACG
Molecule: messenger RNA, 2863 nt
Organism: Salvelinus namaycush (lake trout)
Lineage: Eukaryota; Metazoa; Chordata; Actinopteri; Salmoniformes; Salmonidae
Product: probable tubulin polyglutamylase TTLL2
Exons: 2
Biological process (GO): protein polyglutamylation; microtubule cytoskeleton organization
Cellular component (GO): cilium
Molecular function (GO): tubulin binding; tubulin-glutamic acid ligase activity
Source: RefSeq, a predicted model, not a curated record